Messenger RNA from Paramecium pentaurelia, 7376 nucleotides. The record is from the annotation of a GenBank genome assembly. Lineage: Eukaryota; Ciliophora; Oligohymenophorea; Peniculida; Parameciidae.
AUGGCAAAAGAUAUUGAAGAAUACUUUAUCAAAAGACUUUAAUCUUAUCUUUUAGAAUAUUUAUAGGAUUUCUCAUAAAAUAAUAUGGCUAAAGUAAAGUAACCCAUAUUUUUAGUUUUCUUUGGGUUUUUCAUCUAAUAUUGUGCUAAAGAAUUUGUGCAUUAAAAAAUAAGCAUUACUAAAUUUGAAAUUUCCAUUAUACAUUUUAGAUGGAACAAUAAAUUAGAUCACUCUCAAUGUAAGUUUUAUCAAUUCUAUUUAAAGAUGCCUUUAAAUUACAAAAAGUAACAACCAGAAAUGAUCAUAGAAGGAAUUGAUCUGCUUGUAUGUACAAUUUAAGAGGCCAAUAAAUUUGUACAGAGCAAAGAUCGGUAGACUCAAGAAAUAGACAAUUUGAAGAAACAUAAACUAAAAUUAUGGGAAGAAAAAAUGGCAAAAUAUUUCGAAAAACUAUCUCCUCCUAAUUGGAUAUAAAAAAUAGUAGAUGGAAUAUAUAAUAAUUUAACAAUAACAAUUAAGUAGUUUAAUCUUAGAUUUCUCAAUCAUUCAAUAUUUAGCUAUGAAACGAUCUUAAGAAUUAAAUUUGAUGCCUCAAUUAAGGCAACAGACAAAGAAUUUAAAUAAUUAUUCAAUGGAGAUCUUAAUUGCACAUAUAAAUUGAUUGAAAUAAGAAAGCUAAGCAUCUCUUAUAAAAAUGAUCCAUUCACUGUACUUUAAAAAAAUGAUGAAUAAAUGAUCAUGAAUCCUAUAGAUAUUGAAAUCAAAUAUGUCAAAAACAGAAACAAUGAACAGAUUACUCAACCAAUCUAAAUUUUAUAAAUUUUCAUAAAAUCUCCUAUAAUUAUUCAGUUGAAUAAGGAAUAAAAAGAUUAUUUAAUUAAAUUAAAUGAAGCACUAUCAAAUUAAGAAGUGAUUUAAGAUAAUUUUCAUUUAAGGCCAGCCAAAGAUAUUAAGAAUGCUUAUUCGGAAUGGUGGAAAUAUUUCAUAAAAUCUGUCAUUCUUAAACAGAAGAGUAAAAAAUUAGACUUAAGUUAUUCAUCUAAAAAGCUUGUGUUAAUGAAAAGAUAUAUAGAAUUGUAUAAAAGAAAGCAAACCAUUAUUUUAGUUCCUUGGUUGUCAUCAUGGACUGUAAAAGAUGAAACUAAAAUAUCUAAGUGUGAAGAAGAUCUAUCUUUAAAGGACUUAUUAAAAUAUAGGGAAUGGGCAUUUCAAGAAAUUAGAAUAGAAGCCAAAAGAUAUUAUAAUUCAUCUAAAGAUGGUCAAAAUAAUUAAAGUGUUAAACCUUUGUUGGAAAUUUGGACAAAUACUAUCAAUAAUCAAAAUUCAUUCAAAGAUCACACUAAAAGGAAUGAUGAUAUACCUAUUGAAUUAGAAAGUGAUGAAAAAAUUAGUUUAUAUGAGAUUUUAGAAAGAGAUAAAACUAAUGUCUUAUCAAGUUAUUUAAAAGGAGAAAAUAAUCAUCCUGAUUAAAUUAAAAUGUAAUUUAAUUUAGACAUACAUUCUAUUUUCAUAUUAUUAUAUGAAUUUAGAACUGGUAAUUAUAUUAAAUAUUCACCUGUAAAUACAAAGAUAUUCUAAUUUUGCCAAUGUAAAUAUCAUAUUAAAUAAUUUAAAAAGGCAGCAUAUUCUAGAAAAAAAUCAAGAAAAUCAUCCAAUAUCAAUACUUUUAAUUAGGUUUAUGAGGAUGCCUAAAAAAUAAGUGAAGAGAAAUCAUUUCACACAGUCAAUUAAAUAGAUAGUUUUUAUGAAGAUAUUGAGGAUUUAAAUGGAGUUGGAUCACUUAUUUCAUAAUCAUUUAAUAGUUCCGAAAAACUUAGUAGUCCUGAAUCAAAAUAAGCAAAUGAUUCACAAUAUCAUCAAAAAUUUCUUAUAAUGAUUAGUUUUAUUGGUAUUUAAAUUCCUUUAAAUAUCUAUUAAAAUGGAGCAAUAUAUACACCUUCAGUUAAUAAAUCUAAAGAGCUACUAGAUAAAAUUUAUAUUGGAGAUAUCAGAAUACUAGCUCCGGGUAUGUUAUUAAAAGUUAUGGAUGAAAAGGAUUCCUUAGCAAACAAAUAAUCACCUUUAUUUGCUGACAUUAACUAAUAGAUAUCAUCAUUAAAGUAUCUAGAUUCAUCCUAAUAAUACUUAUAAUAAUAAUAAUAAUAAUAAUAAUAAUAAUAAUAAUAAUAAUAAUAAUAAUAAUAAUAAUAAUAAUAAUAAUAAUAAUAAUAAUAAUAAUAAUAAUAAUAAUAAUAAUAAUAAUAAUAAUAAUAAUAAUAAUAAUAAUAAUAAUAAUAAUAAUAAUAAUAAUAAUAAUAAUAAUAAUAAUAAUAAUAAUAAUAAUAAUAAUAAUAAUAAUAAUAAUAAUAAUAAUAAUAAUAAUAAUAAUAAUAAUAAUAAUAAUAAUAAUAAUAAUAAUAAUAAUAAUAAUAAUAAUAAUAAUAAUAAUAAUAAUAAUAAUAAUAAUAAUAAUAAUAAUAAUAAUAAUAAUAAUAAUAAUAAUAAUAAUAAUAAUAAUAAUAAUAAUAAUAAUAAUAAUAAUAAUAAUAAUAAUAAUAAUAAUAAUAAUAAUAAUAAUAAUAAUAAUAAUAAUAAUAAUAAUAAUAAUAAUAAUAAUAAUAAUAAUAAUAAUAAUAAUAAUAAUAAUAAUAAUAAUAAUAAUAAUAAUAAUAAUAAUAAUAAUAAUAAUAAUAAUAAUAAUAAUAAUAAUAAUAAUAAUAAUAAUAAUAAUAAUAAUAAUAAUAAUAAUAAUAACAAAAAUAAUAAUAACAAUAAUAAUAACAAUAACAAUAACAAUAAUAAUAACAAUAAUAAUAACAAUAACAAUAACAAAAUUCGAAAAAAGAAAAAUCUCAUCUUCAUUAGAAAAAAUCUUAUAUUAAAUAUUCAGAUUUCUUUAAUGAAAUUUUUGAGAUUUCAAUUACUAAUGACUCAUAACAAUUUUUAAAUAGUGAACUUUGCUAUCAAUUGUUAGGAGAAUUCUUAAAAUAAAAUUAAAUGGCGAAUAUCAAACAAUUUUUAGAUGAAUUUGAAAGAGAUAAAAAUAAUUUCUAAGAUUUCACAGCAGAAUAAUUUAAAAUAUAUGAUAAAUAUUUUGACGAUAGAAAAGCAUAGGAAGAUAUUUGCUUUAUUCACAUAUCCAGUUAAUACUCUGCUGAUAAAAAAAAGGAAUUCAUAAGAAACGCGGCUAUAUUUUCUUUUGAAAAAGACAAACAAAAUCAUUGGGUGUAAUGCGAGAAUAAUGAUAAAAAUCUAUUUAUAACUAAUGCCCACAACAAGAUAGUAGACAUUAUUAGAAGGGUUUUGUUUAUUCCUUUUAUAGAAGAAUAUGGUGAAAUACUUCUUCCAAUUUGUAUUCAUAAUCUAAAGGACAAAUUAACAUUCCCAAGCAUGUUAUUUACAAAAGAAAAAGAGCUUUGCACAUUGCAAAUUUGUCUAUCCUUACAAGGUGUAUAAUCAGAAUAUAGAAUCAUCUCAAAGAGUGAUUAAAAGAAAGGAUUAUAGAAGGAAGGCUUUAUUCCCUCUUAGUAGUUACCAUUUAGUUAAAUAAUAAUCUAAUUGCAACCUUUUUCUACAUUGUUGUCUACAAAAUCUAUCUCUUCUUUAUUGCAUUUUAUGCAAAAUAAAAAAUAAGAUAUAUUUAAGUCUCCAAAAUAUAAAUAAUGUCAAGAAGAUCAAAAAUUACUAGAAUGCAUAGUAAAAAGCAAACCUUUAAAUAAAGAGGCCUAAAUAUAGCCUUAAUGGAAGGUCUCUUUAAGGAUGGAUGGAAAAUUAAAAGUAAAAGUAGUUUCUGAAUCUAUUUCUAGUAAAAUUAAAACAGAAUUAAAGUUUCAAAUAAAAAAUCUUCUAUUAAAAACUGUUAAUUUAGAUGACAAAGAAUAUGAAAAUGAUUUCAUAGAGUUUUCUUAACAAAAAAAGGAGACUUUCAUUCUCUAAUAAAAAUAUUAUUUCAUAAAAAAAGUUGUGAUUGAAUAAAUUUUAAUAGCUCAUAAAUAUUUCACUUUAGAUUAUAAAUAUUAUAAUGAAGAGAUGAUCAAUACUGAUAAUAAAUUAUAAACUUCUAAGAAUGGAAAAGAACAACAUAAUAUUCCUUAAUGUAAUUAAUAAAAUAAAACUUCAAACAUAAAGGGGUCAUAAUAAUCACAUUAAAUUAAGCAUUCAGCAACUUUAAAUUAAGGUCAAGUUGAAUCAAACUUGGCAGGUCAAAAUAAUAUAAAGAAUUAAAAAAAAAUAUCUGGAAUUAAAUCAUAAAUUUUGAAAACAUAAUUGAUUUUAUUUCAAUUAUCAUCUUUAAUUUAAAAUCACCCUUUAUUGACAGAUAAGAAACUAUAUAUUCAAAUUCCAUCUUUAAAUUUACAAAUAAAUGAUUCUCAAAUUUGCUUUAUAGAGUUAUUAAUGAUUUUAAAUAAAUAUAUCAAUAAGGGAAAUAAAAAAUAAUUUUCAGAAGUCAAAUAUAAUUUGAGCAAAGAUAGUUUAAUAAAAGCAGAAUUAUAAUUCCUAUUAAAUGAUCAUAAAAAAUAAAAGAAGGAUUGCAAACAUUGUAUCAUCAAAUAUAAGAAGAGUCUUUACCUAAGUAAUAUAAUUUUUGGGAUUAUGCCAAAAAUUAAUGAUGAGAUUAAUAUAUUCUCAUUGCUUGAAUUUGAAAAUCAAUAAAUAACUUAAAGAAAACAAUAAAGAAGGAUGAAUAAUAAUCUAAAUCUCAAAUUCUAAUAAUCAUUUAAGGAUAAGAAAAGACUUGAUGGAAUUUAAAUCUAAUUUAUAAGUACUCCAAAAUCCGAUAAUAGUACAUGUUAUAUUACAAUUUUUGAAAUGCCAUUCUUUAGCAUCACUAAAGAUAAAGGAUAUUUUAAAGAUACUAUUGCUAUUCAUUGCUAAAAAACUCCUUAAAGUAGCGAUAUAUCUCAUUAGAGUAGCUUAUAUAAACUAGAUAAGGAACUUGGUUAACAUCCAUCAUUUGAGAGAAAUAAAUCUCUAAAAGACAUGGGUCAAAAAAUGCCAUAUUAAUCUUUAUCUUAAGAUUAAAUUAAUGAAUAAAACCCUGAUACAACUUAUAUUAUUUUCCAACCAUCACUAUUAGUACAAGAAUCCCAUUUGUUAAGCGAUAAGCUAGAUGAUAAAUUUGUGUUUUAUUGUAGAAGUAAAGAAAUUGAAAUGUUUAAUUAUGAAUUUGUCCAACAUAAUAAUCAAGAUUAAAUGUAAGAGUCUGAUAAUAUCUUUUCUCAUAAUUAUUUUAAGGGUCCAAUUUAUUUACUGUAUUAUUUUCAUAAACCUAUAAGAUCUAAUUUACUUUCUUGUGUAAUAGAAGAUUAUUACAAAGAGAAAAACUCAAAAAUUAAAGUUUUUUUUGCAAUUGAUAAAAUCAAAGCGAUAUUUAGUAAUUAAUUUGCCACUUAUAAUCUUAUCACAAUUAUCAAAAAUAUUUUAACAAUCAAAAAUAUUUAAGAAAAUACUGAUAAUUUAAUUAAUAAAAAUCUAAUGAAGUAAGAACAAGAAACAUUCAAAUUAAAAUUAAAACAAAAUCCAUUAAAACAUCUCGAUGAUUUAAUUGUUUGUGCUGUAAUUUAGAAUAUAUAUUUAAAAUCUAAUGAAACUUUCUUUAAAUUAAGUUAAUUAAAAGCCUUCAAUUAAGUACAUUUAAUUAGUUAAAUAAGAGGAAAUUCUAAUUAAAAUAGAUAAAGUUUUUAUCCUAUUAAUAAUUCAGGAGCAUAAUACUAGAAAAAUAGACAAUCUGUUAACUCUUAUGAGGAUAAUUAAAUAAUAAGAUGUGAUAUUAUUAAAUUUAGUUUUAAUUAGGUGUCAUAAAUAGAUGUGAAAAUAAUUAAUGUAACAAAAUAAAAGGAUGAUCUAUAUUUAUCAGUUAAUGAAAUUUAGAUCAGUAUUAUUGGAAAAUAAAAAGAAAAUCUAUUAGUUAUGCCUGGAAAAGAAACAGGUACUUAAAGAGCCUCUUAUGCAUUACAUGUGUAAUUAUCAUUUUAGAAUUCCUAUCCUCUUAUAAAAUUUUAAAUAGAAUAGGCCAAAUUAAUUCUUUCUUAAUAAAAAAUUUAAGAUUUAUUGAUAGCUAUUAAUAGUUUCUAUUUAAUUAAUAUUGAAGAAUCAAUCUCUUUGAAAUAACAUUUAUUACAGUUUAUUUUUUAAUAAGAAUUAUUCGUUAAUGAAUAAAGAGAAAAACCUGUUAGUAUUAACUUAUUUGUUAAAAAUGUUAGCAAUUCUAAAAAGUCCUAAAAAUAUUCUAUUGAAUUAUUAAUAGAUUCAUUAAUAAUUAAAUUAUAAGAAUAAGAAUAAGACUUUUUUUAAUUUUAAUUUCAUCAAAUUUAAUUGAAAAAAAGAAAUCAAGCAAAUUUAGAAUUAUCCUUAUCAUAAGUUGAAGCAAAACCUCAAAAUAUUAAUAAUGAAUAAUAUUUAUAUUAAAAUUUAAUAGAACCUAUAGAUAAUUAAUAACAUUUUGUUUUUAAAUUAGAAAAUAAGGUAAUAUCAAUUAAAAAUGUUAAAGUUUUUAUUAUUUCAAGAUAUAUAAAAGAAUUAGAAGCAUUUAAGUAAAGAAUAGAAGAAAUUUUAGAAUAAAACUUAUUUGAAUUGAAAGAUAGGUAUUAGAAAGAUUUUGAUUUAUAACUACAAAUUAAAAAAGAAGAAGAUUUUAUAAAAGAAAAGGAUAAUUUUAAUUAUAAGAUCUCUAUAGAAAAUUCUUAAUUUUUAAUACCUGAUUCAUCAAUUGGUUCAAACCUCAUAAUAGCAACAUUCGAUAAAGCAAAUUUUCAUUUAAAAAAACAAAAAUUACAUUUAAAGAUCCCAGAUAUUUAAGAUGAUUUAUUUUUUUAACCAAAUGAUAGCCAUUUGUUGAUUGAUUACAAAGAGAAAAGUUAGGGUGAAGGAGAAUUUUAUGUAAUUAAUAUAAAUGGAAAAUUUUAAAAUGUAAAAGUAAAUUAUCAGUUUUCAGAUGUUUUAGGAAGUGGAUUGCUUUUAUUUGCAGGUAACACAUAAUUGUAAAUUUAUAGACACAAUUUAACCAGUUAUUGAUCUCCCAAGUUUUGAUUAAAAUUGUGGAUAAAUUCCAUGGAAAUUUAAAGAUACUUGUAAAUUAAUUGUUUAUAAUUUAAAAAUGUCCCUUGAUUUUGGCAAAUUGCUUAAGUUCUAAAGUUUUCUACUUAAGAAUUUAGAAGAAGCAUCUCCUUUGUUUAAUUAUACUAAAACUUCAUUACAAAAAGUUAAUCUUGAAGUAAAGUUAUUUUUCAUAUUAGAUAAAAUUAGUAGAAAGUUUAUUUUCGUAUUUUAGAUAUAGUUAAGGGGAACCUGAAAAACUUAUUUAAAUUAAGGAAUAGGCAAAGGUAUAUAAAUAGAAACCAAGAUUAAGUAAAAAUUUUACAACAUAAUAAUCAUCAUAGCGAGAUUCAAUUUCAUGA